AUGCCGGUGAAGGUUGCGGUUUAUAAUCAGUUGUAUUUCUACCAUCAUGUUGGUACGUUGUGUUGUAUUAUUGUCGGUAUUGGUAAUAUUUUGCCAAGGUAUUGUGCCGGGGCCGAAUUAUAUCCCUACAGAGGUGAAAUAUGGCCAAAGCCUCAAUAUGAGAGGAAGGACAAAGCGGUUUAUUUAGUUGACAAGGAUAAAUUGGAAUUUAAGGUAACGAAACAGUCGUGUCAAAUUUUAACGGACGCUAUCCAGCGAGCCAAGAAGACCGUACAGAAAUUGUCAAAAAUCGCGAGGCGUAACUACGAUGGGCAGGGUGUUGAUCGGAGCUCGCCUACUUUGGAUACGGUCGAUGUGCAGUUGACUCGGCCUUGCGAGGCGUACCCUUACCAUGGGAUGGAUGAAAGUUACAAUCUCACGGUAUCGGACACGGCGAGUUUGACUGGACAUUCAAUAUGGGGCGUUCUCCACGGGCUCGAGAGCUUUCUACACCUGCUCUACCAAUCAGAUGACUACGAGACUCUCCUAAUUCAAGGUACGAAGAUCCGCGACUACCCUCGCCACCCGCACCGCGGGUUACUACUGGACACGUCUCGACACUACUUGCGAGUUAACAAACUCCUCACCACGCUAGAUGCUAUGGCGAUGAAUAAGCUCAACGUGUUCCAUUGGCACAUCGUUGAUGACCACUCGUUCCCAUAUCAGAGCGAGAAGUUUCCUGAGUUAAGCGAAAAAGGUGCGUAUCACCGGUCAAUGGUGUAUACGAAAGCCGACAUCAAGAAGAUCGUGGAAUAUGCCAGAGACCGGGGGAUCAGAGUCAUACCGGAGAUAGACGUCCCAGGCCACGUGCGCUCCUGGGGCGAGGCGUACCCGCAGCUCCUCACGCCAUGCUACACAGGCAAGAAGGUGACGUCCCUCGGGCCCCUGGACCCGACCAGCAACCACACGUACAAGUUCCUCGGCCAGCUGCUGGAGGAGGUCAGGGACUGGUUCCCGGACGAGUACCUGCAUUUGGGAGGUGAUGAGGUCGACCAUAAGUGCUGGAUAUCAAACCCUUCUCUCCUACGCUACAUGAUGCGUCACAACAUGACGUCCUGGACGAAACUCCACAGCCUGUUCAUCGAACGCGCCACGCCGCUAGUUGGGGACAGGAAGAUCAUCGUUUGGGAGGAGGUGUUUGACGAGAAAGUGCCCCUUUCAAAUGACACGGUGGUGCAAAUCUGGCUAAGUGCAUGGGUGCAAAAAGUUAAUGAGGUGCUGGAAGCUGGCAAGAAAGCCCUCUUUUCCUCAGAGUGGUACCUAUCUGUCCUCGGCUACGGUGGUGACUGGGAGAAGUUUUACAACUUCGACCCUCGGAUGAACGUCACAGACAGAACUCUGGUGCAUAACAUGAUCGGGGGAGAGGCUUGUAUGUGGGGGGAGUACGUAGACAGCACGAACUUCAUACAGAGGGUAUGGCCCCGAGCUUGCGGCAUCGCUGAGCGCCUCUGGUCCGAAGCGUCGCGGGACGAUAUUAAAGAUAAAGAACUUGAACAGCCAGAUUUAGAAGACUAUAGUCCGUACAACGUGGCAGAGACAAUGGAUCACGUGCGACGUCGUAUAGAGGAGCAGGCAUGCCGUAUGCUGCGUCGCGGCGUGCCGGCCGAGCCGCCCAAUGGGCCCGGGUUCUGUCUCGUGUGAUACUAGUUUUAUGAACGAAUAAAUAGUUUAAAUAUGA
Molecule: messenger RNA, 1717 nt
Organism: Leguminivora glycinivorella
Lineage: Eukaryota; Metazoa; Arthropoda; Insecta; Lepidoptera; Tortricidae
Product: beta-hexosaminidase subunit alpha-like
Exons: 11
Coding region: 1-1680 (559 amino acids)
Biological process (GO): carbohydrate metabolic process; ganglioside catabolic process; glycosaminoglycan metabolic process
Cellular component (GO): membrane
Molecular function (GO): beta-N-acetylhexosaminidase activity
Source: RefSeq, a predicted model, not a curated record